UCUAUAUAUGUCAAAGCAGACACAUAUAUAAGUUACAAAUAGAGUUCUAAAAUUCUCAUCGAUGUUAAAUUAUAAAUCGUCUGUGAUCUGCUCGUGUCGACUUGUACGCAUGUGCAAGAUUUCCUUCAAAUGCUGCACGUGUUUGGAAAAAUGAGUCAGAUCAGGUGCCGCGCGAUCAGCUGCGAUUUCGCUAUUCGGAUGUUCUUUCUUACUUUUAAAUAAGAAUCGUUCACUAGAGUCAUCCUGUAAAAAGAUUUCGAUCGCGAUGGUGCGAAAGCUAAAGUAUCACGAGCAGAAGUUGCUGAAGAAGGUGGACUUCUUGUCAUGGCAGGUCGAUAACAAUCUCCACGAGGUUAAGAUCUUAAAACGUUACUGCAUUCAAAGAAGAUCAGACUACACGGUAUACAACAAACUAUCACGUGAAAUACGGGAGUUGGGUAAGAAGAUCAAAGAAAUCGAGCCUGAACAUCCCUUCCGCAUUGAGCAAAGUGCUUUACUGCUGGAAAAGUUGUACAUGAUGGGCCUAAUCUCCACAAAGUGGGACUUGUCGCAGACUCAGAAGGUAACUGCCAGUUGCUUCUGUAGACGGAGACUGCCGGUUGUUAUGGUGCGUAACAAGAUGAGCCAGACGAUAUCAAUGGCAACAAAAUUGAUAGAGCAGGGCCACGUACGAGUCGGAGUAGAAGUUGUAAAAGACCCCGCAUUUCUGGUAACGAGAAAUUUAGAGGAUUUUGUAACAUGGGUAGACACAUCUGCUAUCAAGAAACACGUACUGGAAUAUAACAAUGAGAGGGAUGAUUUUGAUAUAGUGUAAUAUAGUCCACGCGUCAACUUUUACUUGUAAAACUGUAUGUUUUUUAUAUAAAAAAGAAAUAUUUUUAUAAUGUAUAUAUAAAACUCUAUUAAUGAAAGUACUAAUUAUUCUACA
Molecule: messenger RNA, 928 nt
Organism: Monomorium pharaonis (pharaoh ant)
Lineage: Eukaryota; Metazoa; Arthropoda; Insecta; Hymenoptera; Formicidae
Product: U3 small nucleolar ribonucleoprotein protein IMP3
Exons: 4
Coding region: 266-814 (182 amino acids)
Biological process (GO): rRNA processing
Cellular component (GO): small-subunit processome; Mpp10 complex; small ribosomal subunit
Molecular function (GO): structural constituent of ribosome; rRNA binding; snoRNA binding
Source: RefSeq, a predicted model, not a curated record